GGAUAUAAACAAAAUAGCUGAUGGCAUUGGUGCGAAAUAUGGGCGUAUAAUAUCAAGUGUAGUGUCAUUCAUCGUUGGUUACACCAUUGGGUUUAUUUAUGUUUGGCAGUUAACGCUGGUUAUGCUUAGUUUGUUUCCACUUAUGGUAAUCGUUGGCGCUAUGAUGUCCAAGGUAGGACGUCAGGAGAUUAAGUUAGUGAAAACAUCACCUAUAAGGCCAUGUUAGAUAAGGGUAUUUUUGGUGCAGUUUCGGGUGCAGAGCCAUGUUAUAUGAAAGGUGGUCACAGAGAAAAGUGAGUAUGGCUUGCAACUCUGCGGACACUUUCUUUGCCAACUCUGAUGGGAUGAAAUUGGAAAUUGAAAGAAAUGGAGUUAAUAUAUUAUCAAUAUUAAUGUGAACAUGCAGGAAAACUGUGGGUGUUGCACGUAAUUCCAUGCGACAACUUUUUAUAUAACAUUAUUCUAUGUCAGAAACUGCAUUGCAAGCUAGAGCAAAAAUUUCUUCCAGAAUAACAUGGCCUUUAAUCAAGUUGAAUUUUAGUCUCUCUGUAGACACUAUCGCCCGUAUUCUAAAAGCUCACUCACACUCACACUCAAUGAGUAGAGGUUCAAUCUGAGCUUCUAUUGAGCGUCAAUGCUGUUUUAAUUUGAAUAGCUGGAAGACUAGUGUCAUACUUUAAUUACUAUGUGACUGCUCACCCUCAAGAGAAGCUCAGAUUGAACCUCCACUCAUUGAUUGUGAGUGAGCUUUUAGAAUAUGGGCGAAUGUCAUACAGAAGGCACAUUUUGCAGCAACUUGCAAUGCAAUUCUUAAAUAGAGCCAUGUUAUCUGAAAACAGCAUCGCCUAUGCAUGGUUUAGUCGGUUAGCCUUUCAUCCUAUCCCUUAUUAGCAGUAUGUUAUGUAGGUAUCAGCAAAGUAGGGUGCAGCCUAUGUUCACAAAUUCUAUAAAUGGCAAGCUUCAGAUAACAUGGCUCAGAAUCCAAAAUUACAUUGCAAUUUAUAAGUUGCCGCAAAAACAUUGGCUUGCGUAACAUGGGCUGAAGAUAAAAAGCAGAAUAGAAAGCUCGAAUAGUCUGUGCCGGCGCAGAUAUAGCGACGAUAACAAGACAGCAAAGUUCUGCUUACAUUUUUCACUAGAUGUAUCUCUUUCAAUCCAUAGAUUUCCUCUGAAAUAUCGGUGAUACUCUGUCAUUUUAUAUAGUCAUGGACACUUUCUUAAUAAAAAUGACCAUUUUGAAGUCCUAUUUGUCACAAUAUGUAAAUGCACAUCGGUCAGGAGGUCUACAUUAUGAAUGUGUUAGGUUUAGUUAAUGUGGAAAAAGUCUUCCGCAUUUAGAUGACUUUAAAGAUUUACCAUUUAAUUUGCACGCCGGUAAAUUUUAUACGGACAUUUUUUGAAGCGAUGUAUUUCAAUGAGUUGCAAUGUAUGUUUUUUAUCGUUUCUUUUUCUAAUUCUUAAUAAACAAGACCAGUUUGUUAUAAAGUAUAAAGAAAUUAUGACUAUAUAUAUACUUGUCCAAAUGCUUCUUAAAAGAUCUAUUUUGUCGUUUCUCGAUUUGUGAAUGAUAAGUUCGGUCGCAUAUACUUUCUGUCACGUAUACAUGAAUAACUGUCAUGAUCUUAAUAAAUAUAUAGAAAAUAAUGAACUGAAACAGCUUGAAGGGGGGAUAUUCUUAAUAUCAUUUUUGUAUUUCAUCGCCAAAAAUGGAUAUGAAAUCCAUGCAUGUUAGUCUUAAAUUCGUUGUUUUAGGUGACAGGGACUUAUGCCGCCAAAGAGCUAAAGGCUUAUUCUAAGGCUGGUCACGUGGCAGAACAAAGUAUUUCCUCUAUACGAACUGUAGCAGCGUUUGGUGGUGAACAGAGACAGGCAGACCUGUAAGUUUGCAACAUAAUUUCAAAAUUUUUGUUCAGUUAAUCAAAACUGUAUCUGCCCAAAUGAAUUAGACAUUCAACCACUUUGAAUUAUGUUCCGAUAUGGAACAGUUUAUGUUCCUAUAACCAUGAGCAGUUACGAAACAUGCAACUAUUUGCCCUCGAACCUGUGGCCGUGCGAUUCCAUGUAACGAAGCACUUUAGCCAACUGAGCAUGCAAAAGUGUCCUGUAGUUGAGCUGUAACCGCAAGUUCGUGCACAUUAUACAUGUAUAUACUAUACAAGGUGACGCGAAUGUAAGGUUUAUGUGGAAAUAUCAGGAUUUUGGAAAUCUCAUAAUUGUUGAAGUGGGUUUUAUUGACGGAAAAUUAUACACGGUAUUGGCUGCCGUUUCUUUAUAAGGUGUUCAGGCAAUAUAGAUUUAUAAGAAAAACAUGGUUAAUGUGAAGAAGCGAAAUUAGUUGAACUAUGAUUAAUUAAUUAUAAGUUUUGCUUUAUUGUGUGUUCCAUUUGACAUGUUUAGUUAUGAAUCGAAACUAGAUGAUGCUGAGAAAUAUGGAGUCAAGAAAGGUUUUGGUACAGGUGUUGGCAUGGGCUGUUUCCAGUUGGUGAAUUACAUCAAUUACGCACUCUCAUUUUGGUAAGAUAAUAAAACAAACCCUAGGAUUUGCUAGUUUGGCUGCUAUGUUGGGCUAAUAAAUGCAUAGUGCAGUAUGACCAGAAGUUUCGUACACUAAUACUUUACUUAUUUUUUUCUUUCACCCUUACCCUUUAUUUUGCACCCUGCAUUCAUAUAAUUAAUAAUUUGCCAGUUUCUCUGAUCUUUUUACCUUCUCUUUCUAUUGGUCUUUAUAUCUGAUUUUAUAAUGCACUUGGCAAUUUGAGUUUGUAUUUUUUGGUUUCAUGUGUUUCAAAAAAUAGCCUAAUUUGGUCUUCCUGGUAAUCGUGGUGCUGUAAUCGGCAUUUUGCCGUUUUCGCUAUAGAGAUAACUGUUCUUGGACUAAAUUUAUGUUUUUAGUAUUUAGUGGCUUUGCAACCCUUGUUAUCCACGACAACGCCGUAAUAAAAUGGCGGCGUUAUACUCUGGAAGAGUAAACGUAUAAUAAAGUAUGCUCAUAUAUAACUGUAAACUACACACUUAGAAACGUGCGCUUGAUCGGUUAUUAUAGUUGUAACAAAGUUGUUCUCAAGCUGUUGUUUCUAAUUCUUAUGACAAAUCUGGAACAAGAUCGUUAUCAUUCACUAUGUUACAAUUUCACUACGGUAACUUCAGACGUGUCAGUCUGUUGGCCUCGUCAAUUUUGUUGUAGAAUCGUAUCAACUUGUUCCUGACUUUUCAAAUACCUUGAACAACCACCGGAACAAAUCUUGUUGAAAGCUGUGAGAUGUUUCGGUCAUGCGUGUAGUUUUCCAGCCGAAUGCAAAAUUUUGCCAUUUCUGGGUUUUCAGAAGUCGCUAACUGCAGACGUGUCAGGGUCUUGGCCUCGUCAAUAUUGUUACGGAGUCAAAUCAACGGGGGGAAAAUGGGGGAACGAAUCUUGUUGAAGGCUGUGAGAUGUUUCGGUCAUGCGCGUAGUUUCUCAGCCGAAUGCAAGAUUUUGCCAUUCCUGGGUUUUCAGAAGUCGCUAACUGCAUGCAGACGGGUCAGGGUGUUGGCCUCGUCAAUAUUGUUACGGAGUCAAAUCAACCGGGGGAAAACAGGGGAACAAAUCUUGUUGAAGGCUGUGAGAUGUUUCGGUCAUGCGCGUAGUUUCUCAGGCGAAUGCAAGAUUUUGCCAUUCAAUUUCUGGGUUUUCAGAUUUUAAAAAUUAUCCCAAGAGGAAAACACCCACGCAGUUCCAUACGAUGGAAUUCUCCAGCGCCCCAAAGUUAUAUUUCACGUUGUGAAUAUCAUUAACGAAAUCAUGAUGGUAAAGGAGUUUGUACAUUUGAUACAAAAUCAUGCUGAUUUACAAGAAUUUAAAUUCAAUUUUCUCAUCAAAUGUCAUUCAUUUAGUUUAAAUUGUUGAAGAAUCCGAAUGUUCGGCUCGAGUUUGUAUAUCCAGUACAACACGGCCUUUCAUGUAGUUAAAUAGCCUUACAUGUCUUUGGUGAUCCUGAUGGACAAUGAAUGUGCUUGUAUUAUUAAAAUUUUCUCUCAAUAUUUUAAAAGGUACGUUAUCAAGUUAACCCGAGAAGGAGACGCAACUACAGGAGACGGAAUGUUGGUAAGCACAUGGAACGUCUUCGCAUAGAUUAUAUCAGGUGUCGCAGGGGGCAGGGAUCUUGAGUUUUGAACUUUGUGAUGUUUUCGCAUAAUUUUAUUCAAGCAAGGGUCGACUGUUCAUCUGGGGUCAAAUUUAUAAUUGUGUACAUGCGUGAAUGAUUCUUGCACAUAAUUCUAAUGCUUCUCUCAGUUUCUGUAAACUAGCAACGAUACGAUGUAAAUACAUUUUGCCAAAGUUGUCUAUCAAUCCCCAACAAAAAUCCUCAGCUUCCUAAGAUGCUUCCUCCCACUGUUGAACCCCUGGAGCUGCCACCACAGUUUUUGCACGGCAGUUAUCCAUAGCCGGGUUUGUUAGGAGGGAUAUUUAAAUUUUUAUUUUUAUUUGCACAGGUAUUUUUUGCUGUAAGCUUGGGUUCCUUGUUGCUAGGACAGGCCGCACCCAGCGGUGAAGCUUUGGCUGCCGCACAGGGAGCGGCUUUUGCCGUCUUUCAUAUCAUCGAUAGGGUAAGUUCAUUUAUAUUUCCCGUCUUCUCUUGCUUUGGCCACGAUAGAAGCCUAUAGUAUACACUUUUGCAUACAAAUUCCCAUUUAAGAAAUGGAUUAGUCAAAUUUCUGAAGUAUGCUGAAGUAUGUCUGAUCUAUUCCUGCUAGAAAUCAGAAAUCGAUGCUUCAGAAGAUGAUGGCCGCAAACCAGCCGUCAUAAUGGGCGACGUGGAUUUCUCAGAUAUUGACUUUGCCUAUCCUACGAGAGAAUCUGUGAAGGUAAGUUUUAUGAACAUUUUCAGGGACGCCGGAACGAUAAUAAGGCAAAGGAGGGCAGACGCACACCAAGGGCACCUCUAUACAGGGUGUAUCAAAAUAAACGCAAUUCAUCUUUUGUGCUUAAUAACUUUCGAAAUACUAUUUCUAGUUAAACGGUUUUAGGCUUACUUCAAAGCCUGUUCUUUUGUCUUUCAAACAAACUAUUAUCCUUGUCUCCAAUGCUAGUAAUAAUUGCACAAGAAAAGAUUUAGUAAAACCUAUCAUUUUUAGUUGCUGUUUAGUUAUGCAAGUUUACUAUGUUAUUGUUUAUAGUCAGAUUAAAUGUUAGAAUUUUCUUAUUUAAACUUUAAUGUUGUCGUCACUACAUCUGGAAAACCACGUAAGAACAAAUUAAAAGUAUUUUAAAAGAGACCAGGUUGUUUGAAAAUCCUAAACGAAUGCUAAAAAUCGUCAAAACAUUCUGGUGUCUGAAGCCAGAAUGUCAUCGAAUUGCGAUGUAAUGUAAACAGAAAUUAUAGCAAGCUGAUGUCAGUCAGCUUAGAUGGUCCAAGCCAAAAUUAUAUCGCAUUUGAAGUUUCAAACUAUGUUAAAAAUAGUGGAAGAAAAGCCGUAAUUAUACUUAUUGUUACAAUCCAUUUAUUAAAAUGCAACAUUUUUUUGUUUUAAUGAAAAAAUCAGUUAUUUUCAUGAGAACGAUUUGUUAUUCCAUCUCAAUUUUUUUUAAUCUCCAAUCGCAAUAGCGUAAAGUAUUAUUACCCGCGAUCCAAUGAGUCAAAUUUAAGAAACAACCCACUAUUAGAAAGCUGAAUGGCUACGCUUUAAAAUGAAUGUAAACUUUAACGUUUUCGUCUAUUAUUUGUUUAGCAAUUUACAUUUCAGUCGAGGAUUGCGCUUUUUUUGAUACACCCUGUAGAGCAAAAGUUCAAAAAGUUCGGUCAGUGUACCAUUUUAGGGGUCAAAAAAUUUUCCGGACAUACCAAAAUUUUCCGUUAAGUUAAAAAUUUUUUCUAAAUUCUAAAAAUUUUCUAAAAUUUUUGUAAAUUAAACUCAUUCUUUACCAAAUUCACAAUUAUUUUUUGUUAAUUUACUUUCUCUGGGCCUAUAAAUUACUUGAAUCUCAUGAUUUUCCCAGAAAAAGCAUCACUGGAAAUGUGAUUUAUCGCGUAGUAUUUUGCAACUAAAAGGGCACUUCUGCCCCACCUGCCCCCUCUAGCAAAAGGCAAGGGGGGCCAUGCCCCCCAGUUCCGGCGUCCCUGAACAUUUUCAUCACAAAGGAUAUACACAUGAUUUUCUGGUUAUCCUUGCUACCAGAAAUGGGAUAUGGGGCUCAAGUUUUCAUAUCUGAAGCACAGUGAUUGCCGCUAUUAAAAUAUCUGGCAACAGGUUGGUUGGCAUCGUUACCAAUGAAAGCACGCUGAUGUUCACCAAAUCUUGUACUCAAAUUAAGUCUUAAUUUUCUCCGAUAUAAAGCGUGCUAGAUUAACUGCAAAAGAUUAUAGGAGUACACUCAUGGAAUGAUAAAUAGAUAUAAUAAUGGAAUGACGUGACUGGAACUCGUCACAAAAUAAUUAUAACUGGAGUUGAAGAGAUUCACCACUAAUUUUAUGUUGCCAGUUGUACGAAAGCAGGAUAGCGCUAUCCAUUGGCUAUUUGGCUAAUUAAUUUUUCAAACUUUUUGAUUUAUCCGGUAUAGCUGAUUGGUUGGUCUAACCCAUAUUAAUUAAUAAACUUUAACAAUUUCAAAUCAAAGUUUAUUUUUAUUAAUGGUGAGGUCUCUAUUACUUUUGAAGCAAUUGUACAACGGUUGAAAAAAUCACUUCCGGUGCCAUCAGGCUAUCGUACAAUCGGCCCAUAAAGGCGGAUUUCCAGUCCUCGCACGAAGCUCCUGGCAGCUCGCUGAGAGUAAUGCAUGAGCACUUUCAUCCAAUCACAAUGCUAAACAGUUCAAUUUAAUUAGAUGCAAGCACUCGCAGCGAGCUGCGAGGAGCUUCGUGCGAGGAGUGGAAAGCCGCCUUAAGGAAUAUAAAUAUGUUAGCAAGAGGACUACAUUAAUUUUAAUAUUCGAAACUUCGAUACAACUUUACUUGCUUGGGUGAAAACAAAGCAUCAAUUGUCAACUGCAUCAAUUGUCCGACUCACAGUGAAUGAAUAUGUGUAUCCCUAUGAAUCGAGUUAUGAUCGAUAGUACAUAUGUCCAGGGCCGAUGGCGUCAUAAUUGUAAAACGGCAGAAGCGAUGUUUUACAAUAUAUUACAUUUUAUUGCAUAUUAUUUGGUGCUAACCCAGCUGGGGGUUAUAUUCUCGAUUUAAUAAGCAGGCUUGUAUUAGUUGGUCUCGGUGGCAGUGGUCAGAGCAAGCGCCUUUCACCUCUCAGUUUGUUGUCGCUAUUGUCCGGGUCCUCCGGUUUCCUCACACAGGGAAAGUUAAUAGGGUGGGUAAAGAUAGUUAAGAAAGUGAUAUCACAAUUGUCGUAAAGAUAAUAUAAUCUAGGCUAAGUAUGUAAUUGGCCCUUCCAAGGUUAAAGACGCCCCUUGUAAAUUUACCCAUGGGGAAUUCCAUUGCGUUUGCACCCCUUGCACCAUCGUAUUUCAUUAUGACGUCGUGAACCUUGGAAGGGUCUAUUAGGUAAGCGUGUAAAACUUGAUGCAAGCGCAUUUGAUCAUAUCCACGUGUACCUUUGCGCUUUGGAUAAGGACCUGCGUUGCUUUCCGGUCCCUUUUGAGCUGCGGCUCGAUCGAGACAUAGUGCCCCGCCCUUUCGGUGGGCCUAGAUAUGUGUUGCAUGUACAGUAUUAAUACUGUUACAGCAAUAUCCCUUCCUUUUUGAAAAUGUAUUUCUUAUCAUUUUAAUAGAUCUUAGCUGAUUUCAGUCUAAGAGUUCCCCGUGGUAAACGAGUGGCAUUAGUAGGCGAGAGUGGAUGUGGAAAAAGUACAAUCGUUAAGCUUAUUCAGAGAUUUUAUGAUCCUGUUCUUGGAAGAGUGAGUAUAAAUCCGAACAGUUGUACCUAGCAUUCUGGAUUCUUCACAAUCUAUAAAAAUUUUAGCGAAAAAUUUUAGAGACAAAUCCAAGCGAACAUGGGCUAUACACACUCCAAAAACAUCACUAAGCAAUUGACCUGGAACUCACCCACGAUGCAGCGUAGUUUCGUUUUGUUCAAAGGGGCAGUUGAAAAUAUUUCUAGGAUGUGAAGAAAGGACUUUUUUCACUGUCUGGACCAAAUACGAUCUCGCGAUCUCAGCUAUUGCGAACCAAGUCGCAUUACGAUUAAGGACGUAUCAUUGUUUAUAAUGCCAAAAAUUGUUGUGGGAAAAGUUGCAUCGAGUGUUACACAAAGUAGAACUGGCAUCACUUUUGCCAACGAUUGCGGAAACCUUUUUUUAGCAUAACAAGCACGCUAAUUGUGGCAUGUAUGAUAUCUUCGUGUCACUUUUCACGAAAUACUUUCUCACCAAAUAGAUUCCAUUGGCUUUUAUGGUUGAAAAUUUGGCGCAAUAUAAUUGCAUACCUGGUGUACAUGCGCUAUUUUGAACCUGUACGAUAAUUGCAAGUUACAUGAAACAUAUUGCUCUCUGCAAAACCAGUGGCGUCACUACUUUGGGCUCGGACCGGGCGAACCCGUGGCCAAUGGGCCAAAUGGGAGCCCCCAGGCUCAGGCUGUAGAGAAAAAACAUUGGCCAUGGUUUCUGAUAUGUCACAAUGUCGUUUCCUGACUAUCAGAAUUCUGUAAAAUCUCUCCCCAAAGUCGGGAAAAUGGCAUUUCAGAGAGUCUAGAUUCAAAAAUUUUCCUGGUGAGCAUGCCCUGGACCCCCUAAAAAACUCAUGUAUAUACGGCGCUCAACUCGUGCCUCUGGCACUUCUACUAGGGGUGGGGGACCGCCUGAUAUAACGUUACGCCACUGUGCAAAACCUCGUGCAAUGAGGGGCAAUGCUGAAAUCGUUUCCCCCCACAUUGCGAGACAAAUUACAUUAAAAGUUGCAACAUGUACUAGCAAAGAGCUACCACUAAAGAUGUUUCUUCAUCUUUUCGACCAUAGGUAUUACUUGAUGGCCAGGACAUUAAGUCAUUUAAUGUGCGACAUUUGCGUCGUUUCAUUGGAGUGGUCAACCAAGAACCUGUUCUCUUUGCGACAACCAUUGCAGAAAAUAUUGCUUUAUUUGGUAAGGAGGGUGCAACACAAAAUGAAAUCAUAGAAGCUGCUAGGAUGGCGAACGCACACGACUUCAUUUGCAAUUUUCCACAGGUACGGCCAUCUUUAUUAUUUUACAGUAAGCCAUAUCAGUACGAAAACGAGUACAAUGAUACUCCACGAACGUUGAGCGUUAAUCCAUAUUUGAGAGCUUAAAGAAGUCUCGUUGACAAAAUAGACGCCGUCAUAUAUAAAGUCAAUCAGUUUGUUUCAGGUUGCGAGUGAUGGCGACAGUAGCGUAUAGUUGAAAUCACGAAUGCAAAUCGUUAUUUAAUGCCGUUCUGUAUUUAAAAGACAAACCGCUGACGUCAUCACUCGCCAUGUAUAACGGCUGGAUUGACUGCUAGUUGGCCCAAAAUUGAAACCAUGCACGAAGAUCUCCGAUUUCUAGUCGGCGCCUAUGAUUUGGCGUAACCGUUGCAAUGCUGUCGUUAUGUUCCUAUAUAUAAGUACGCUAAGUAGAGGUAUUCAUUCCCAUGAAAAUAUUCAAAAUGGCGAUAUUAACGCGGGUCAAUGUCUCCCACAAAGCACUUUCUAGGAACAUGGCAAGCGCAUUUUGCGAAUCAUGGCCUAGCGGCGGUUACACUUUUUAGCUGAUUUGGUCUUCGAUGUUGUGUCUAUUCUGUCUGCAGUUGGUGUAUGCAUUGUCAAAGACCUCGCUUACCUAAUCUCUUUAUUUCACAGCACAUACAUUCCUGACAAUUGUACACUCCAAUACCCAGUCUAUAGUAAUUAAACCUAAAUCUUGUUAGGGAAAAUUAACGGUGUAAAUCAGUCAAUUGAAAUAAGGCAAAUAUGUCUUUUUGUGUUAUAACUGUGAUAUCGCGCUUUGGAAUGAUCCUGUAUUUUAUUAUAUGAUAAAGUUUUAUUCAAUUAUUCCAGUUUAAUUGUAAAAUUCAAGGGCUUUCAUUGGUUGAGAGCCAUAUCUAUUAGAGGACAGACGCACGGAAUUAGUCACAAUCAAUGUAGCCAGUAGCAUUCGAUUAUUUAUAGAUCAUGUACACGCGUGAUAUUUGUAAAAUUUUGACUUUUUCAAAUUUACAACGGUUUGAGUGCGUAAAACGUAAGCUAUUUACCUGUUUAAUUUGGGGGUGGGGGGAGUGUCUUUUUAUUAUUUAAAACAAAUAGAUAAGAUUUUGCCGUUGUCUGUUCAGUUAUAGAUAUACACAGUAUGACCUCUGCAGUAUGACAUCAUAAUGUGGAAAGAACAUAAAAGUGUUUCCUACAUUAUGCAGUCAUACUGUGUAUUCAUAACUGAACAGACAACGGCAAAAUCUUUUCCAUUUGUCAAAUAACAGGCAUCAGAUUUCCAAAUGAAGAAUAGAGAUAGCGAUAGAACAAAAAGUAUAGUUAACGUUCUUUCGAUGAGCCAGCAGAAAAAUACUUAUUUACUUUAAUAUUCAUGGGGUUUUUAAUUUUCUUGUUUGAAAAAGUACGUUGUUAGUCAUAACGAAAGUGCCGAUAUAAAGUAGAAUAAAAUUAAACUAUUUUUUAUUUCAGGGCUACGAAACUCUUUGUGGAGAGCGUGGUGUUCAAAUGAGUGGCGGUCAAAAACAGAGGAUCGCUAUUGCAAGGGCGUUGAUACGAAAUCCAAAAAUUCUGUUAUUGGAUGAGGCGACUUCGGCUCUCGAUACGGAAAGUGAAGCAAUUGUUCAGGACGCUCUUGAUAGGGUAACAGAAAUAAAUACUACAUCUAAGGGACCGUUUAUUAUUUAUACCUGGGGUUGGUACCGACGAGAAAUCACUGUAAAUUUUUUAUUUACCCAACCUCAACAUUGGUUAAAAUAAUGUUUACCCAACCUAUGUGUUACUCUACUUAAUAAUAAUUAAACACACGAGAUUAUUGUGACAGAAAUUAAGUUGCCUAAAUUCUAAAAGUUCACACACACUCAAACUCACUGAGUGUGCCAAAGCAAUCACGUUCCUGCUGAUCAAUGAUAGAUUUCGAUCACUGAUGGUCUAUUUUGGUACAGAAUGUAUUGUACAUAUUUUUCUUCAUAUUUUGCAAUGCAUGGUAAUAUGGUUUUAUUUUAAAGCUGACAGACAGCCAUAAAUGUUUUUACCCAACCCAUGAUCUUGUCAAAAACGUGAUUACCCAACCCAUAUCUCUUCGGUAACAACCCCGCGGAGUGAAAAUAAUAAACGGUCCCUAAAAUACCAGGAAUAUACUAGUAAUACUUCAGCCCUAUAUUGUCCUUCCUCGUGCAGAUAUUUUGAGCAGGAGCAUCCGCUUAAAAUCUCGAGGUGUUUUUUUUAUUUUUGAGGGUUUUUUUUUGUAUGAUCACGAGGAGACGUGAAGAUCAUUAUUUUCUUACAGGCCGAGGAAAAGUAUUUUUUCUUCCUAUAGGCCUGGCAGCGAAAUCUAAAAACAAAUUUUUUUUGUGCAAACCAAAUGUUAGACUUUCUGCAUGACCAGGUUUCAGAUAGUGUGCUGUAGUACCACGAUCAAUCUCCACACAUGACAAUUUGACUUCAAAAGUACAUUUGGAAAUUGUAUGGCAUUUAUAUAUAAUCAUAAGGUGACUAAUAUAGUGUUGUAUAUCAGAAAAUUUCCUGCGAAGAUAUUUUAUUAACAAUUUUCUGUGCAGCUACCGCUGUCGCAUAUUUUCCAGCACUGUUUUCGCUUUUAUUCCAUGAGCUGCUAUUAUACCUUUUCAAACCCGCUUCUGGCGGUUGAAAAACGUUUACAACAAUACAGUAUAUUAAGCAAAAUUUACCAAAUAAAACCUCGAGCACCAUUAAAUUUUCUUUUUGACGUAACUUCUCAAACAUAUUUUUAGCACUAUUCCAUUUAUUACCUGCACUAAACAUAGUAUAUUUUUAUGUUCUUCGCCGUUUGAGAAAUGGGAAAAAAAAUUGAAAUGGCAGUCAUAACCAACUUGCACUUUUGUUUUGUAAACAUACUUAAGUUAUAAGUAACAUGCAAAAAAACUUUCAAAGUUAGCAGUUGAGAAACCGAUAACAGAACUUGUUCUACACUACGCCAUAAUGGAAAGACCGGAUAAGUAUAUUUAUGCUAUAUUAAAAUGAAUUAGCACAUUAGGUAAGUGCAUGUUAAUGCAAAGAGUAAUGCUUGGGGUCAGUAUCAAAUGCGCUUAAAUCGUUUGCAUUUGCCGCAGUGAAUGCCUUAAUUUUUCUCUAUUUCGCUAUUUUCUUUGCAUUUCAAAUUUUUCUAGAAUUUCGGGGAGGGGCGGAGGGAUUGGGUAGGAAGAUACAAUGUCCGAAUUCUUGUAGUCCGGACAUUAAUAAUAUACUCUGAUUUUAUUAAGGCGGGAGAAGGACGUACAACUAUCAUUAUUGCCCAUCGGUUAUCAACAGUGAAAAAUGCAGACAUCAUCGCCGCUGUCAGUGAAGGAUACAUUAAAGAGAUUGGUACACACGAAGAGUUGGUUGCUAAGAGAGGUCUUUACCACACUUUGUUGAAAAUGCAGGUACUUGCUUUAAUUCAUACCCAAUUUCACUACCAAUUUUUCCGCUGAUAAAGUGUGAUUGUGCAGUAAAAAUUGGAAGGCACAUUUUAAUUUGCAGAGUCUAAUAAAACGUCCAAGAUUAAUUAUAUGUCACCUGCCGAAACAGCUUAUCAUCAAACUUAAAGUGCCCGAAUAUGCGCAUAGGUUCGGCUUUGAGUAUGUUGCAGCGAUCAGUAGAAAACAUAAUAAAUUACUUGAAUUUUGUAAAGACAAAGGUUUGCAACUUGCACCCGAAAUGUUUCUGACAAAAGUGGAGAGCUGAUUGGCUUCUUAAAGAGUAAUUGAUACUUGUUUCAAUUUCAUAAAUAUGGUAUUUACUUCAAUUCUGUCAAAAUAUGUCAAUACAGUGUUAGUUUCCUCACACGUAUACGUCUGUUUCGUCUCCCAAGGUUAUUAUGUUUGAAACAAAAACACUUUCUUAUUCACAGGAAGGAGGAAGUGAUGACGGCGAUGAAGAUGAUAAGGAUUCUGAAAUUGGUGAAGGUAUAUAUACGUCUUUUAUUGUUUUAAAAUUAAUUUUCUUCUUUGCUAGUACGUAAUUACGUGGGAGAGAUGAUUUAUAGCAACUCCUGAGAUGCAAUACGUUCAUAAUGCUAAAUUUCCCUCGUAUCCAAAUUGAUGUUCAUUAGUGAGGAAACCACUGCUGUAAAUGUUUAACAUUUUCAGUUUUUCGGAAAAAACCCAGAAUGUCUUUAAUGUUUUUAAUUCCUCAGGAUGAUUAUUUGCUACAAGAAUUCUCAAGAAUAGUUCUUACGAAAUUGAUACACUUUAGUCUUUGUGUGUUAAAAUUCCAUAUAAGACACCAAAGAUUUCAAUACCUUCUCGGAAACGAUCGAAUUUCUCUGAGGUACGACUCUAACAAUCUUGAACUUGAUCGCACUUUCCGCGGGAAACUGGCUUCGUGUUUGAUACUUCAUCAUGGCAUGCUUCACCUCAUUGAAUAGUUAUAUUUUGGUCAUGUAUUUGGUCGUAUCACGUAGAGCAAUGGCAUGCAUAAACAAUUGUUAGGAACACGAAAUUUACAGGCACUCCCAGAGCACUGGCAAAGAGUUUAGUCAGUAAAAUAAAUUACUUCUUUUUAAGAAACUGACGAAGCAUUUAAACUGGAAUCUCCUGGAACUACAAUAAGCGAACAAAUCAGUAAACGAUCGCAGGUAAUCUCGAAUUAUUUUAAAAUUUUGUUAAAUAUAUCUUUAUACACUAGAAUGCUUCUGUUUUUCAGAAGUGCCAGCCAUAGAUGAAAAUACUAAUUAGUAAACGUUGAUUCUUUAGAAAUAUUAAUUCGAAAUGUGGAAACACGAGCAAAACAAUAUGGCGGCGCUUUUGGUUUAAAACUUUAAACUUAUGAAUAAAAACUACGAGAAAAAUCCUGAAAUUUCACAUUGGCCGCCAGCUUCGAUUUGACAGCAACGAAUUAAAAGCAGGUUUUAAAUUUUCAAAUUUUCUCUCUGUUUAUUUAUAUACUUUCAUAGGUUUAUGACGAUGGUACAAAGCCGGUAUCAUUUAGAAGUUUGAUAAAACUUAGCUCUCCAGAAUGGAAAUAUUUGUUAAUUGGCUGCUUUGGAUCCGUAUUAUAUGGAGCAUUCCCGUUCUUGUAUGGAAAAGCUUAUGGAGGAUUGUUUGAG
Molecule: messenger RNA, 14123 nt
Organism: Paramuricea clavata
Lineage: Eukaryota; Metazoa; Cnidaria; Anthozoa; Malacalcyonacea; Plexauridae
Source: the annotation of a GenBank genome assembly